GGAACUCCGUUGAAAAUAAAGCCUGUAUACGGAAUUUAUUAGACUUUCCCCGCGACCUCGAAUGCUGGGCGACGUGUUCGAGUGUUUACAUGGAGUGACUCGAGUUGCUUGACGGGGCUGAACAUAUGACUGAAAACCGUCGAAGAUGGAUGUCCUGCUGCCAAUAUUCCAGUUGUUAUACUUUGUUGCCCACUUCCUGGCCAGCUUGGCACUCUCAGUCCUCGACACCUUCCACCUCCUUCACCGAGUGUUUCUCCAUGUGAGUGCAGUGUUAAGAGGAGGCAAUCUGCCUGUGCUCCGCAUACAAGCUGAUGCCGCACAGCUCAAGAAGACCCCACAGCACUUGGGAUUGGUGUGCAUAGGGAAGCAAGUGUAUCACAUUUCUUAUCUUGCCAACGUGAUUACGUGGGCUGUUGGGUAUGGGGUACGCUAUGUAUCCCUAUAUGACAUGCAUGGCACUCUCAAACGACAGCGAUCAGUGAUAAUCCAGCACCUUGAAGAGGUGUGUGCCGAUAUCAACUACACAGUGAUAACCCAUAACAGUGAAGCAAACCAAGCUAAAGACAUUGUAGAAAAUAGCAGGUCAGGGCCACAUGUAAUUGUAAAUCUCUUAAGCAUGACCGAUGGCAAAGGUAGCCUUGCCGUCACAGCCCGCCAGCUGAGCUCAGGAACCAGGAAAGUGAGUCAGGAGUUAUUAGAAUCUUUGAAAGUAACACGGGGCCAGCCAGAUCCUGAACUCAUUAUCACAAUAGGAGAACCCAUUUCAACCAUGGGGUUCCUGCCGUGGCAAAUUAGAUUAAGUGAAUUUUUUGCAGUUCCAUCUUUAAAUAGGUUUGAAUAUGGAGAUUUCCAAACCAUUCUUAGGCAAUAUUCCAAAUGUGAGCAGAGAUAUGGCAAGUAGAUUCUGUAUUAAUUAUACAGUUAAUGUCUUUUUUCUGUGUCUGUAUUAAUAAGAACUUAUGUGAUAUAUACAAGGAUGUUGUUGUUUGCAUGUAUGUCAAAUCUUCCAUGCCAGUAGUGUGCUUAAUUUUAUAAGAAUUGAAAAAAUAAAAGAGAUUCAGGAAAUAAUUAUAUCUAAAUUGAUAUUUGAAUAAUCUCUCAUGUAACAGAGGGGAAUUAGAAAUUAAAUAUCAUUCCUGUUAUUGACAGUUGUAUCUGAACUUGUAUAACAUUAUUUUAUCAAGUAAGGGAUCAAAGGAAAGAUGGGAAGUAAUAAUAUUUGUUUAUAUUUUUGUAAAGUAAAGUAGUAUAACAAAUUCUAAAAAAAUAAGAAAAAAAAAGGAAAAAACCUAUCCUUGUUCAUUGUUUUACAGAAUGCAUUACUCUUUUUCCCUCCCUUGUUUCUCAAUCUCAGUGAUUUUUGGGAAUGAAGGCCCCAGAAUUGAUACUGUUGUGUUUUUAUAUUCAGUUUCCAAGCUAUACAACUCAGGUCAGUAAGAGAUGCAUUGUGAAGUGAGUCAGAAAUACAAGAAAUUGAGUUCUGUUGCAUAAAGUAUGAGAGCAUUUUUGACCGUUGCUUGGUGGGUCUUCCCAUUUAUCUGGGGAGUGUAUGGAGUGUGCAUAAUUUGGUCCCAAAAGUUUAAUUUGCCUGUGAUAAGCUGUUUUUUUUUUUUUUUUUUUUUUUUUUUUUAAUUUAUUUUGUAUUGGUUUAGAUUGUUUAUGUAGG
Molecule: messenger RNA, 1666 nt
Organism: Penaeus chinensis
Lineage: Eukaryota; Metazoa; Arthropoda; Malacostraca; Decapoda; Penaeidae
Gene: Tango14
Product: dehydrodolichyl diphosphate synthase complex subunit Nus1-like
Exons: 2
Coding region: 146-901 (251 amino acids)
Cellular component (GO): endoplasmic reticulum membrane; dehydrodolichyl diphosphate synthase complex
Molecular function (GO): ditrans,polycis-polyprenyl diphosphate synthase [(2E,6E)-farnesyl diphosphate specific] activity
Source: RefSeq, a predicted model, not a curated record